AUGGUCACGUGUUUAGCGGCGGAGGUGAAGGCUUCGAUGGAUUUCUUGUUUACAUAUUUUCAAAAGAAUCUGUGGUGCUAUUUUUGUGCAAUAAAUCACUUGGAAACACUAUAAAAAGAUUUUUCAAAUGAAGAAGGGUAUAGAUAUUAUAUGGGUUUUAAAGUAAGUUUAAUUUGGGGUGCAGUAUUAAUGUUUUGAGCUGGACAAUAUAGCGUCCUAUUUGGGACGUCCCAUAGAAAUUUGUGUAUAUUCCAUCAUAUUACUAUGGUGUUUUAUAGUAUUUUUUCUGGUGUGGUUUUCCUGAAAACUUGCUAAUUGUAUUCCUCUGUGUUUAAGAUUCGAAACAUAACUAAAACUACGGGAUUUUUGGCGUGUUAGGCUAUGGAAAAAUAUGAAAAGCUUGGCAAGAUAGGCGAAGGCUCCUAUGGUGUUGUUUUCAAAUGUCGUCACCGAGAAUACGGGCAUAUCGUAGCGAUAAAAAAAUUUGUCGAGUCCGAAGAUGAUCCAUUAAUAAAAAAGAUUGCAAUGAGAGAAGUUAGAAUGCUCAAGGUAAUUUUAUAAUAAAUAUAGGUGUGGAAAUGUAGUAUCGGUAGUUUUAUUUUGAAAUAUAUACAAAAUAUUUGUAUCAUAAUGAAAGGAUUACGCGGUUGCAUGUUUCAUGGCACAUUUCAGCUAAAUGGUGAAGAAAUGGUCGGGAUUACAGCACAAUCUCCUGAAUGAUCGUGGGAGAAAACGAAAUCUUAGCAGGAAUCUAUGAAAACAAUCUGAAUCACUUCUCAAUGAAAACAAAGUGUUUUUAAUAAAAAUAUUAAUAAAAUUAAACUGCCAAAGUCUGCCAGGCUAGUUAAUAUUUAACACGAAGUAAUAAGCUGCCGUGGUUUGUGUCUGAACUACCUGAAAAAGAUAUAUCAAAUGUUGAGUUCAGUACUAGGUAGUAUUGUACAAUAAGCUGCCAUGGUUUGUGUCUGAGCUACCUGAAAAAAAAUCUCAAAUGUGGUGUUCCAGUGUAGGUAGUAUUCUACAAUCCAGACUGGAAAGUUUGGAAUUUGUGCGCCGGAGAUUUCGAAAAUUUAAUAGUAAAUAUAUAGAAAGCAUCAAAAUUUCACGCUGGAGAUAUCCGCCGUGCAAUACAAACUUUCCACACUGGUCUACAAUAAGCUGCCGUGGUUUGUGUCUGAGCUACCUGAAAAAGAUAUAUAUCUCAAAUGUGGUGGUCCAGUGUAGGUAGUAUUCAACAAUAAGCUGUCAUGCAUCACACAUUCUUAUUUAACUCAUGGGAGUUGAGCAGUACUCGUUAUAUGGAAAGUGUUGCUUAUUGUAUACUACAAUGCACAAUUUUUUAUAGCAACUAAAACAUCCAAAUCUUGUGAAUUUGUUGGAAGUAUUUCGGCGGAAAAGAAAACUUCAUAUGGUGUUUGAGUUUUGUGAUCGCACAGUGUUAAACGAACUGGAUGCCAACCCUAAAGGGUGAGUCUCUCAUAUAAUUGUGAAUGGUGUAUCUCAGUGUAGGUAUAGUGGCAAUAAUAAGACAGCUGUUGACAACCUCGUUUCCAGGCUCUUCCCUCUUGUUGAGGAAAGAAUACGGGCAACAUAUUUUCCUCAACAAGAGGGAAGAGCCUGGGAACGAGGUUGAGCUGUUGAUUGAUAGGGAUACAACUCCCUGAGAAAUACAAGGAGAACUUCAAUGUUUCGAGCAAAGGUCCCUCCUGACAAAGACAGGGGUGGAUUUAUAGGGGGGGGGGGGGUGCACACCUCUGUUGGCCUUGGUCAACAGGGGUGCAAAGGGGGUGCAAAUAAAUUCACAAAUAUGGCACAAUUUCCAAGGUUUUUCCAGCUUUCUUGAAGUCAAACUGAAGCUCAUAGUUCAAUGCCCAUAUUGCAGGAAAUGGCAUUUCUAGAGUUCUAAUUUUCAAAAUUUUCCGGGGGACAUACCCCCUGGACCCCCUGGGGAGCUUGCAUCUUCGGCGCUCAAGUCGUUAGGAAGCCAAUUCAUUUGCAUGCUCUCCCACCACCCCCUAAAUAAUUAUAAAGAAACACUCAGCUGCUCACCCAGCACCCCCUAGAAAAACCUUGUUGGAUCCACCCCUGGACAAAGAAGCUUCCUGACAAAGGGCCUUUGCUUAGAAUGUUGAAGUUCUCCUUGUAUUUUUCAGGUAGUUGUAUCCCUAUCAACCCGAAGCUUUCUGAGUCUCUCAUAGUUGAAAGGUCAUAGCCGAAAACUGGGUACUCAUUCAAUUUACACUUGCUGUGAAAUUCCAGUGUAAAAUGUUCUCAAUUUUUCUAGGGUGGAUGAAGUGCCAAUCAAGAAAAUAAUUUGGCAAACACUCCAUGCUGUUCACUAUUGUCAUCAACAUAGCGUAUGCAUCAGAAAUUGUCUAUUGUCAAUGUCGUUAUCAUUGUGAUUCAAUUUUUACAAUUUUUAUCCUGAUAUUUUAGUGUAUUCAUCGCGAUGUGAAACCAGAAAAUAUUCUUAUCACAAAAGCUGGAAUUAUAAAACUUUGUGAUUUUGGUUUUGCAAGAAUACUUAGUAAGUAUAACAGUUCAACGAUGG
Molecule: messenger RNA, 2551 nt
Organism: Paramuricea clavata
Lineage: Eukaryota; Metazoa; Cnidaria; Anthozoa; Malacalcyonacea; Plexauridae
Source: the annotation of a GenBank genome assembly